Messenger RNA from Porites evermanni, 6504 nucleotides. The record is from the annotation of a GenBank genome assembly. Lineage: Eukaryota; Metazoa; Cnidaria; Anthozoa; Scleractinia; Poritidae.
AGCCCCCUUGGAUAUUCAGGCGCGAGGUCCCGCGGCCGUUGAAGCCUACAACAAAGCUCUUUUGGAUGGGAAAGCAUUCAUCAAAAGAGUACCAGUUAUGAUAAUUGGGCAGGAUCGGACAGGGAAGACCAGUCUAAAGAAGUCUCUGAAGGGAGAAAAGUUCGAUCCAAAGGAACGGAGCACUGAAGGAAUAGCGACUGAUCCUGAAUACUUUAAGGUUUCGACGGAAAUUUGGAGAACAGGUGACAACGACAAAGAAAGUGAACCUUUUUCAGAGGCUUACUUUGAGCACCAUGUGGCACGGUCGGUAUUUGGAGCAUUAAAGGAUGUCGAGAAGCAACAUGCGAAAGAAGAAACAUCUCAGAGACAACUUUUAAAGGAACCAAGCAAAAGUAAGCCUGAGGCGUCACUUAAGUACUCAGAGGUAAGCACAGAAAGAUGCACUCUUCCGUUUUCAAACGAAGUCCCAGAACGUGUAGCAAAGCUAGUGAAAGAGCUUCUGCUAAAUGUGAAAACGAAUGAAGAAAAGGACGAGUUAUUCUCCAUUAUUUGGGACUUUGGUGGACAGUCCGUUUACUAUGCUACCCAUCCAGUCUUCCUGACAGAGAGAGCCAUAUAUAUUUUAACUUGUGAUCUAAGUCGUGAUCCAUACCAGAAAGCUAACAGUGUUGUGAGAAAAGGGCUGUACAAAAACAAAGAAGACAAUUACUGCAACAAGACAAACCUAGACAAUCUUGACUUUUGGCUUUCAUCAGUUUAUUCUUUGGUUGGUCCACAUGCUGAUGGUCAGAACAUAUCUGUUCCGCUUGCCUCACCCACAAUAUUACCUCCAGUGUUUUUGGUGUGUACUCAUGCCGAUGAACCCUACUGUAGGAACAGGGAUCCCAGAGAGUUGGCGCUCGACAUCUAUGGAUUUCUCAAAAAGAAGCCUUAUAGAAACCAUUUGUUUAAGGACGUUUUUGUCGUCGACAAUACGAAGUCAGGAAGCGAAACUGACGAGUGUCCAGAGGUAGUGCGCCUCAGGGAAGAAUUAAUUUCUGUUGCCCAAAGUCUUCCACAGAUGCAGGAGGCCGUUCCAUUGAAGUGGUUAAGGUUUGAACAUAUUCUGCGGUCUUUACUUGAAAAGCAGUGCAAAUGGUUGCCCAUUAAUGAAGCAAAGCAAAUUGCAACAGAUGAGUGUGCGAUCAACGACGAUGAGCAAUUUCGGACUAUGCUUGAUUUUUUGCAUGAUCAAAAGGUUCUGAUUCAUUUUAAUGAAACACCAGAAUUGAACAACAUGGUGAUCUUAGACCCCCAAUGGCUCAUUGAUAUCUUCAAGAAAGUAAUCACUGUUAAACGUUAUGAGCCGACAGAAUAUAUCCUUGAACAAUUUUGGCUCAAGCUGCAUGAGACUGGAAUCUUAGAUGAAAGGCUCCUGGUUCACGAGUGGAACUCUUUGAUUGAUAUGUACAGUAAAGAAACCUGUGGCAGCCUUAUCGCGUUAAUGGAGAGAUUCAGUUUGCUUUGUCCUUGGCCAUCUGACGGAGAACACAAACAGUACCUCGUGCCGUCCAUGUUGAUGUCGCCCCCUUCAGACGACCUAGUUGAGCUCCUUUCCUCUGUGAGAAUCCCUUCACUUUUUGUGAGGUUUGAUUUAGGCCGAGUGCCUCCGGGCCUGUUCACACGUCUAGUUCUCCAGUUUUACCAGUGGUGCAACCAGGAGUGGAAGAGCCAUAUACAACCCCAGCUGUUUAGUAAUUUUGCUCGGUUUCACAUCCUUCCUGAUCAAGGGGUGUCUAUCAUCAUUAUGUGCCAUUCCUCUUCUAUUGAGAUCGCCUUUCACGAUGGAAGCGACAUUCGUGGAGCAAUGGUGGAAGAUUUAAUUGAUGAUUAUUCUAAUCUAGCCACCAGUCGUGCAAUUCAUUGGCAACUCAGACUCAUUCUCGAGUGCAUGCGCAGAGAGUUUAGCUGGCUAAAACACAUGAGGUACGAAAUGUGCAUUUGCUGUCCAGUGUGUUCGCAGAAAGAUCCUCUCAGAUGUCGUUCUCAUGAUGUCCGUGGCUGUGAGUGUCUUCACUUGUUGUCUGAAUCCGAACUUCAGAAAUUUCAGUACUGCACCCGACCUGGUUUUCGUGGCGAUUACAGAAUUAACAUCAAAAUGUUUGCACCUUGGUUUUCCCUUACAGGCCCUGAAAGUAGGACUCUAGUGAAUGAGGUUGGUAUCUGUCUUUUGCAAACGUUAUGUACAAAAUACAAUUCACGAGUGUGUUCUCGAAUACUACUAAAACCACGGCAGUUUUUUUCAAAAUCUUCAAUAUACAAAAUUAAAGCAUAAGCUAUUUCAGGGAGGAAAGAGUACAUAUAUUAUAUCUUGUCACUUUGACCUUAAUCAUUGGUAGCUAAAGAUAUCAUUAUUUAGACUCAUAAUACAACUUUAUGGUAAUGAGAAAAAUAUAUAUACUAUAAAACAACAACAACAAAAUUCAGGGUUUCCAAACUGUAAAUUCUUAAUUCGUUGAUUCUGUAUUUUUCUCUAGCAGCAAUGUGAAUCUGGAUGUGACGUAGGAGAACUGAGAUGCUGUAUAACUUACAAAGAAGGCAAGAACUCUUAGAUCAGUUGUACUUUUUAAACCCUGUGUUUUUUCUUAUCUAUUCUUUCUUUUAAUCCAAUUUAUAAUAGCAGUCACUUGAAGUCUUCUGUUGUAACAUGUUUCUUUAAUUUCUAGAGAAGUCUCUUGCUCUUCCCCAUGAUGUUCUUCAGUGCAUUCAAUCUCAGCAGAGCGACCCCAAGGAAAUUGUAGUUCAAUUUCAAGAGUGUCUGCAGUUAACUCCAGCAGAUCUGGAAAAUCCAGUGCCAAAGACGCAACGAUGGAUUCGGUGCCUAGCUAAUAAAGCUAAAUCUCAAAACAGAAUCGGCGUAAUUGAGUACUUGAGGACUAUAGCACCUGCCGGUACUACAGGUACGUCCACAACAAAAACACCAUGUAAAAAUUCCUUCUUUAUUUUAUUACCACGAGGAAAGAUACUUCCAAGUAGUAAGUGAAGUUUUUCUGCAUCUUUCAGGCAAGAACUCAAAAGAACACUUCAAUCUAUUUUCAACAAUAGCCGGCACCUCAUUUUCGCCACGUUUAGACGUUCAAAAAAGUUCAUGUUGGAACUUUGGAGAUGUAGAAGUAUAUACGCAGAUUUGCAUGUACAGUUAUGGUAGUUUGUUUUAUUCACACCAUGUUGUUUGGUAACCAGGUCCCUUAUUGAGCGAGAACCUUGAUGUGCGUUGUAUUCCUUUUAAGAUGAGAAAGGAACUAACAUUUGGUCUUUGUGGUAAGUGUUAUUUUGUAACGUCCUGCAAGCUUCUCACAUGUGUCUUCAGGUUUAUGUUCUGUCUACGAUGAUAAUAUUUUCCCUUUUUGUCGUAAACUUAACGUGUUUUCCAUAGAGAACUUCAAGAUUAUUUAAAAUUUUGGACCUUUACAAAGAAUGUUACGUAUGACGAAACACGUCAGCAAAGCUUGUAAAGUUGACCCGGAUGAUAGGGUAACCCUACCUGUGAAAUUUGCUUGUAAACCAGAGCUUACUUUAACCCGCUUGCUAGGGUAACCCUAGCAAAACGGUAACCCUCUUUCCUUGUAAACAGGCCCUAAUACAGCUGUAGUGGUGAUUUUUCCAAAUUUGUCAGUUAAUGGCCACGUACCGUAAAUGCUCCAAUUAGCGCCCGGGGCGCUUAUUAUAAUUUUUUUAAGGCGAAAGGGGGGCGCUUAUUUCGUGUAUCAAUUUUUGGCCUCAAAAUGGCACUAUCUUUAUUUCGAUAGUUAACCAAAAAGGUAACAUAUAAAAAUUCAAAAAACGUUGCAGAAAAGUACUUUUUGUGAAUCUUUAAACGUUCUCAAUACGUUUUCGAGUUGCCCGUCAAAAACGCGAAGAAAAUGAGAAGCAAACCCGUAGUACAAAAUUAAUAUUCUUCAAAGUCGUACCGUAAAAUUCCGAAAAUAAGCCCCGGAGCUUACAUUUUUCAAAAGCCCUUUUUGAGGGGCUUAUAUAAGGAGGGAAAUUUGCGUUUCAAAAUCGACUGGACUAGCUUAUAGUUGGAAGGAAAUUUAUGCCACUAAUUUGCAGAAAGUUUUUACUGAAACUCGCCUUGAGGACGUAGAUCUAAGUAAAACUCAGCCAUGCAUAUGGAACGAGGAAAUCCAAGCCAUAAGUGAACUACGCAAACAGCUGCAGCAAUAUACUGUGACACUUUUUGACUGCAAUCAUUUGGGACACGUAAUAGUUCUUUGGCAAAUGCAAAAAUUUACGUGUUUCUUUACAGUUUUUGCUUUGCUUUAUUUUGAAUUUGAGGGCAAUUUCCGAGGGCUUAUAUUUGGAGGGGCGAUUUAAAGGAGGGUCUUCUGCGUUACGAGUUUGGGGGGCUUAUUUUUGGAGGGGCUUAUUUUCGGAAUUUUUACGGUAUUACGAAUGUCACAUUUAUUAAAAGUACCGUAUGCGUCUCUUCCAAAUUUUAACCCUUAGGAGGGGCGCUAAUUCGAAGCGGGCGCUUAUUUGAAGCUGGGAGCUAAUUCGAGCAUUUACGGUAGUUUAGGGUCAAACUUGGGAGCGUUUGAUCUUGAAAAAGCCUAUCGAGCCACCUUAAGGUAUCAUCCAGGGUAAAAAAUCAUAAUUUUUCGAAAUUUGCAAUUUUUAAAUUAUUAAAUAGAGCUAAUCACGAGCUUUCUUUUACAAAAAAUUCCAGGAAAAAAUGUUUUUUCUGUGCAGACUUAUGGAGCGCAAGAGUUUUUUCUAUGCUAAUUAUUUUAAUUGAUCGUUGACAAGUGCUGUCAUACUUGAUACGCAUGUCGCUGUUGAACCAAGCUAAUCACGCAAUUUGACAGAAAUCGUGGUCUACAAAAAUAUUACUCACUGUUUUUCCCUGGAUUUUGGAAGUGAGUGCCUCCGAAGAAGGAAAAAAAGCUUGUCCGUUUUCGUACACGACUCCAAGACGAAAGAAGGCGACAAAAUCGUUUUGCAAGGAGUGGGCUUCGAAAUUAGCAGAGAGCGACAAGGGCUACUACUACAAUUUAGAAAAAUGGCUAAAAGAUGACAAAGCUCCUGAAAAACCAUUGAAACCACCGCGGAAUCGAGUUUAACGAGUUUCUUACCGGGCGGGGCAAGCUUUUUUGGCCGCGAAUAGGUCAGGCGGGCGACGAAGUCGCGAGAGGUCCCGCGCCAUAUAAAAAUCGGACGAAGGACUGCUCAACUUAGCUUGUCCGGUGCGAAAAUGAAAACUGCCCGUCACAAAUAAGUAAGGAUGCUUUCUAGACAACAGAAAGAAUCGAACAGAGGAGAGCUUUUGAAAUAAAUUGUUGUCGGGUUUCGUUUUUAACCCUUUCCUGCUGUGUCACUAUUGUUGUCCCUUCUCUGGUAUGCAUCAACAUUGACAGCUUUGGUCUUAUAAUCUGUUGUAAUCUCGUCACGGGUAAUACGCCGCCAAAACUCUUUUUCCACUGUUUUCUCGAAAUGAAAAUCAGGGCAAGUUGAGGGUACGUUUUAAACUCCAAGUCGGCAACCCGUGAACCAAUUUGGCUGAAAUUUGGCCAACUUACUUUCGAAUAGUUUUUCUAAAAAACCGUGUCUGCGAAUUUUGAUUUCUUUUUUCGUUUUCGAGUUAGACUAGUUUUUUCACAGGUAGUCCUAAUGAUUUGCUAUCCUUAACUUCAACUGCUUAUAACCAAAGAACAAACGCACUUGACAAAAAUCUGAGACACGGUUUUUUAGUCAAACGUGCUAAGAAGCAAAUUGGAUCUUAAUUGGCUUCUUCCUUUUAUUUUUGGCUGGCCUGGACUUAAAUUUACAGUGACACCCACUUUCACAAAAAGCUUCUGAUUUCUAAAUAGCGUUAAUAUUUUGAUUUUUUAAAAGGAAUAAGCAAUAAUCUGGAACUAUUAAGCUUUCAGAAGAUGUACGGUUUAUGAGGGUAUUUAUUAAAAGUAAAAGCGCUAACGCCGAUCAACGCGAGGAGGGUGCUUGAGGGUGGAUGAUACCUUAAGUCACACUUUCGCUGCCAUCGAAGUAGUGGUUACUUAAGCACUCCUUUAUGCAAGAAUAGCAUCUCUUGUAUCAACAUCAUGUCAUCCUCAUACAAAAUUAUUUUUGUUUUAGUGUUCAACAAGUUUUAAAUUAAAAUCAUGGCUCAAACAUGAAAGAAAAGGCCAGUUGUCUUCAAGGAGGCAUCUGACGUCACACAAAAAUACCAUUCCGUGCUCUAAACAGUAGGUCUUUCCUCACAAGCGCAACUGUUUCUAUAAACUUUCCAAUAAAACGAAUCUGAAACAUUUAAAUCGCUUUUGUUUCCCAGGUGGAGAAGAAUGGAAACAGCUUGCCGAGAGCUUUGGUAUGUCUUACAACGAGAUCCGCUUUCUUGAUAAGAGAACCACCAAUCCGUGCGACGUUGUUCUUGAUCUUAUUGCGAAUCACCGCUAUUUGAUGGUUGGGGAACUUUAUGACAGGCUCGUCACGAGCGGACUUCCAGGAUCAGCUGACUUACUAUAA